AACGAGAAGAUGAGCCGCAACUUCGUCCCCGUAGCCCUAUCCAUCGGCGCCGGAGUUCUCGGCGGUGCGUGAUGUUCUUUCCCUGCUCCCAUUCCCUGCUGCUCCCCUCCCCCCCAAAAAGAAUGCCCGGCUGUCCGACGCAUUCGCACCAGAACUAACAACUUUUGUUUGCGGGGGGGUAGGGUACUAUGUCUGGCAACCGUAUUUCAAGGAGAUGCAGCAACACCAACAGCAGCAGCAGCAGCAGCAGCAGUCGUUGAAUUCGAAAUCUACCGGUUCGGCGCUGCCUACAUCUACAACUACACUUACACCUUCGGAGGCGGUUGCUGCGUCUACGACCUCGUCUACGACGGAUUCGGGGGUGGGGAAGGCAGCGGGGCAGUGAGGGAACUUUUGGGGGUUGGUUAGAUGGACAUACGAGGUCUAUAUCACUAUAUUCGUGCCCAUGGGGCAAGGUGCAACGUGCUUGCCAUGCGUGCUGCUGGGCGGUGCGGGCGAGCACUUCUCUUAUAUGCAGUGCUCUCGCUGGGCCUGGGGGGGAGCUGGAAGAGUCCAUGGCGGGUACUGAUGGCUAUUAUGCACAGACCCGAGGUAUCGAAUACUCUGCUUGAAGGGAGGCUCCGACAUGGUUCGCCGAUGAAAAAAGCCAUCAUGUAUACUAUCAUAUCAUAUUGUAUCAUACAGUCACAUAAACAAGAAA
Molecule: messenger RNA, 700 nt
Organism: Aspergillus uvarum CBS 121591
Lineage: Eukaryota; Fungi; Ascomycota; Eurotiomycetes; Eurotiales; Aspergillaceae
Exons: 2
Coding region: 215-385 (56 amino acids)
Source: RefSeq, a predicted model, not a curated record